Molecule: messenger RNA, 2257 nt
Organism: Juglans microcarpa x Juglans regia
Lineage: Eukaryota; Viridiplantae; Streptophyta; Magnoliopsida; Fagales; Juglandaceae
Product: protein BONZAI 3
Exons: 17
Coding region: 307-2115 (602 amino acids)
Biological process (GO): cellular response to calcium ion
Cellular component (GO): plasma membrane
Molecular function (GO): calcium-dependent phospholipid binding
Source: RefSeq, a predicted model, not a curated record
GAGAGGACUGAGCGGGUAAUCUCUCUUCUUCUUAUGUAACAAAGAAUCAAGAUCUUCUGAAUUUCUCAACUGGAUAAAGGAAAGUUGUCUAGGGUUUUAGACAGAGAGAGAGAGAGGAGAAAAAUACCCCCCCUUCCCCCUCAAAAAAAAAAAAAAAGGGAACCUUAUUCAGGGUUUUAGACAGAGAGAGAGAGAGAGAGAGAGAGAGAGAGAUGGGAAACUGCUUUUCGGAUGUGCAAGGAGGAAUGCAAGCCGUGGGUGGGGUCCAACAGAGGCCCACAGCGGCCACCACCAUGACCCACAACGAUGGCGGCCACAACGAUGCCGUUGACUUCUUCUACAGGUCUCGGGGGCUCCAGCAACUCUUCACGCAAAUCGAGUGAAUUUGAGAAUGAGACAUUGCCUUGUCGCACUGCCCCCAACUUGUGUGGUUGUGUGGCAUGUCGUGGAGGAAGCAAUCUUGGAAGCAAAGACACUGCUUUGUUAUCGUUGGCCGCAUUUAACUUGCGUGAUCGUGACAUCACUUCAAAGAGUGAUCCCAUGGCAGUGGUGUACGCUAAGAAAAUAGAUGGAAAACUGGACGAGUUAGGUCGCACUGAGGUUGUACUGAAUAGCUUGAAUCCCACGUGGAUAGAAAAAGUUACAGUUGCAUUCCAGUUCGAGAUCAUGCAACCGUUGGUAUUUCAUGUGUAUGAUAUUGAUACAAAAUAUUAUAAUGUACCCGUGAAGACAUUGAAAUUGGAGGAUCAAGAUUUUCUUGGAGAGGCCACUUGUGUUCUAUCAGAGAUAGUGACAAAACAAAGUAGGAGUUUAACCCUAAAUCUCCAUGGCAAAAGUGGGCAUACUGGUUUGAGGAACUUAGGGGUACUCACAAUUCAUGCAGAGGAAUUGGUUGCUUCAAGGAGUGCAGUUGAGAUGAUAUUACGUUGUUCAUACUUGGAUAACAAGGACCUAUUUUCUAAAAGUGAUCCAUUUUUAAGAGUAUCUAGAAUUGUUGAGAGUGGGGGCUCCAUUCCAAUAUGCAAGACUGAGGUGGUGAACAACAAUUUAAAUCCAACUUGGAAGCCCCUAUGCCUGAGUAUGCAGCAGUUUGGAAGUAAGGAUAACCCAUUAAUUAUCGAGUGCUUUGAUUUCAACAGCAGUGGCAAUCAUGUGCUCAUUGGUAAGCUUCAGAAGUCAGUGGCAGACCUGGAAAAACUUCAUAAAGGUAGAAGCGGAGCCAAUCUUAUCUUAACAUCUCAUCAUGGUCAUGAGAAGGUUUUAAAGGGACAGCUGUUUGUGGAUCAAUUUUGCGAGAAGGAACAAUACAGCUUUCUUGAUUACAUUUCUAGUGGAUUUGAGCUUAACUUUAUGGUUGCUAUUGACUUUACAGCCUCAAAUGGAAAUCCUCGGAAUCCAGAAUCUUUACACUACAUCGAUCCUUCUGGCCGGUUGAAUUCAUAUCAGAAGGCUAUAAUAGAUGUCGGGGAGGUCAUUCAGUUUUAUGAUUCUGAUAAGCGUUUUCCUGCCUGGGGCUUUGGAGGAAGAACAUCUGAUGGCACUAUCUCGCAUUGUUUCAACUUGAAUGGAAGUGCGGGUGGCUUUGAGGUCGAAGGAGUUGAGGGGAUCAUGACUGCUUACGCAAGUGCUCUACAUAAUGUAGCUCUGGCAGGACCAACUUUAUUUGGCCAAGUGAUUAACACAGCUGCUCAAACUGCAGGCCAGUCUCUCUCGUACAAUAGCAACAAGUAUUUCGUCUUGCUCAUUAUUACGGAUGGAGUUCUUACUGACCUUCAAGAAACAAAAGACGCAUUGGUGAAGGCAUCUGAUCUUCCUCUAUCAAUUCUUAUAGUGGGGGUGGGAGGUGCAGAUUUUGGACAAAUGGAGGUUCUUGAUGCCGAUAAUGGACAACGAUUAGAGAGCUCUACAGGUCGUGUUGCUACACAUGACAUCGUACAGUUUGUUUCAAUGCGAGAUGUGCAUGGUGGGCGGAUAUCUGUGGUACAGGCUCUUUUGGAAGAGCUACCAGGGCAGUUUUUGACGUACAUGCGGCGUAGAGAUAUCAAGCCACGCCCUCUCCAUGUAGCCCAAACGUCUGGCUUUAACAGCAACCACGAGCCCGUGCUAAUAGAUUGACCUACCUGGAAGGAGCUUUUCAUUCUUCUCUCUUUUUUUUUUUUUCACUCUUGAUAUGUUCAUAAAGCAUUUGAUUGUUUCUCAUAUAAUAUAUGUGAUUUAUAAGUCUACGUUAUAUAUAUAUAUAUAUAUAUAUAUAUAU